CGACAGCUUCAACUCAGAACAAGGUCCCAUAAGGCCAUGCCUCCACCAAAUAUGAAAUAUGGCUUCACAAGAAGAGACUGAAACUCCCUUCUCACGACAAGAUCACCAGGCCGCCUACAUCUUCCGACCCCAGGGCCAACGUCAGAGUCAGGGUCAGGCCCAAGCAUCUGCAGAGCGCCCAUCCAAGAGGAGACGCACGUCAAACAAGGCCGCGCCGCCCGUAGCAAAGUCGGUACCCGAGGGGGACGCGGGCCUGGCCGCUUCGGCUUCCGUUACGCCAUCGUCGCUCUUCGUCCCUUUGCUUAACGGCCUUGAAUCGGUCGCCUGCGUGCAGCUGCGUGAGAAGCUGUUUCAUGAUGCUUGGGGUCGGAACGAGACUCGAGUUCAGAACAUCCUCCGCGACGCCAAUUCCGCUACCCUGGACCAGGUGGCUACGUUUGUGCAGGCCGAGAGGGAAUGGCGAGACAAGAUAGCCUCGGCCUUCAUCAUCACCGGCGCCAACAUCGCGUCGCAGGACCUGCUCUUCGGACAGCUGGCCGAGAGGCUAAACACGGGCACCCGGAGCAGGUUCGUUCGCCUGCGGUCUUCCGAGGCGACGAAUGUCAAGGCUGCGCUUAAGAAGAUUAUCCAGGAUGCCACGGCCGGGGAUUCGUCCGAGGGGUAUGACGAUGAGGAUGUCGAGGUGUCAUUAGGCUUUGAUGACCGGAAAUAUCUCAACUACGAUCUAGAGAGCCUGCAUGUCUAUGUAAAAGCACAUUCCUGUCAGCGAGUCUGCGUCGCUUUCCAGGAUAGUGAGGGAUUCGACAGUGCCCUGUUGUCCGACCUCGUCGUGCUUUUCAGUUCGUGGAUGCCCCGGAUCCCGUUUACCUUGCUCUUUGGCGUGGCCACGUCCGUCGACUUGCUUCAGGCUCGGCUGCUCAAAUCGGCCUGUCGCCUCCUCUACGGUGCGCAGUUCGACGUCGUGCGUACCGACACCAUCCUCGAGCAGGUGUUCAAGCCCGCCGUCGCCGGGGCCGACGUCCUCCUGCGUCUGGGGCCUUCCUUGCUCCAGAGCUUGAUCGACAGGCAACAUGACCACGUAGCCGGCAUCCAUUCCUUUUUGAGUUCCCUCAAGUACGCGCACAUGUGCCACUUCUACGCGAACCCGCUCAGCAUAUUCGCCGCCGCAGACGACGCGCUGGGAAAACAACUCAUGCAGCCCGAACACCUGGGAGCCGUUCGGACGCUCCCCUCGUUCCGACAGGCCGUCGAGGACGCCGUCGAAGCGGGCCGGUUGGGAACAGCACGGUCUCUGCUCGACGACGACGAUUACCUCCGCGAGAGGAUCCUCGAGAUCCCGAAGAGAAGGGAAGAGUGGACGCUCGGAGUGCUCCGGGCCGUGGCGCUCCUCCAGGCGCUGCGCGUCGGGCAAGACGGGUUCCCCCAAACGUACCUGGCGGCGCUGUCGGAGGGAAUCGACCUCUCGGCGGACGAGAACACCGACAGCCACCACGUCGUGCCAUCCGUCAAGCGCAUGUCGCCGGACGAGUUCGUCGCCAUGCUCACCCGCGUCUCCGAAACCAUGAGAAACGGGGACCCCGCCCUCCGCCUGCCGGGAUGGGACGACCUCGGGAGCCAGGCUGCAGGGGCAGACGUCGGCAUGGAUAGUAAUAGUACGGACAUUUCCGACUCCUUCGAAGCCCUCGCGGCCCGGACCAGGGCCCUCAUCCUCCAGGCGCGGAGGGACGGGAAACCCCUCAAGAGCGCCUACAGCGGCCAGCGCAGGGUCGUGCGCACGACGGUGGUGGCGCAGAAAGUGCAGCUGAGCCGCGACUCGGCGGCGCUGUCGGACGCGGACAAGGCGUUCACCAAGGUGGUGGACGGGGCGGUGGCGCUGCUGGCGGGGACGGUCCGGUGCGUGGCCGCCGAGCGGGUGUUUUUGCACGAGACGUGGCUGUACGACGCCAAGAUGCCGUACCGCGACGUGUUUGUGCCGCGGCCGCGGGUCGUGUUCGAGAGGAGCUUGACGAGGCCGCAUGAUUACCUUGCUUGUGCGUGCUGUCGCGUGGAGGACGAUGAGGGGGCGGGGGCAAUCCCGGCGACGUUGCCGGUUACGUCGCUCCUUUACCACCUUUACCUGGAGACGCCUGGUCUUAUCAACGUGGCGGACUUGUGGGCUGCUUUCUAUGGGGUGGUUGGCGAAGGGGCGGGGGCGGAAGGGGAAGCGGAAGGGGAAGGGGAGGUCGGGAGGACGGAGAGGUCGGGGGGUUACGAUGAGCGGACUGCUCUGGUGUUGUUCUAUAGGGGGUUGGCGGAGUUGAAGGCGCUUGGGUUCGUCAAGCAUAGCAGGAAGAAGGUGGACCAUGUUGCUAAGAUUAAGUGGCUUUGACGGAAAGGGAGACGGGUAUGUCGGUUGGUGUCUUCAUUAUGUAUGGACUUUCUGGUCUGUUGUUCAACUUUCUUGCUGAGGACCGAGACACCAUCAC
Sodiomyces alkalinus F11 is the source of this 2465-nucleotide messenger RNA. Its product is annotated as origin recognition complex subunit. Lineage: Eukaryota; Fungi; Ascomycota; Sordariomycetes; Glomerellales; Plectosphaerellaceae. The transcript has 6 exons. Gene Ontology annotation, molecular function: DNA replication origin binding. Gene Ontology annotation, biological process: DNA replication; DNA replication initiation. Gene Ontology annotation, cellular component: nuclear origin of replication recognition complex; nuclear pre-replicative complex; DNA replication preinitiation complex. The record is from RefSeq and is a predicted model, not a curated record. Bases 59 to 2368 code for a protein of 769 amino acids.